UUGAGGGGCGGUUUGAACCGUUGGAAACCAGGGAAACGGGGAGCGCGCGGAGCCCGAGAGGGAGAGAGAGAGAGAGAGAGAGACACAGAGAGAGACACAGAGGCUUCACAGCGGGAGCGAGUGAGUCAGUCCCUCUCCGUAAUAACCACCGUUCGCCGUCAUCACGUUAUCAGAUUAUAAUUCCUGCAAAAACCUCCCGACAUGAAAGGUGCUGUAUAAAAUGAUUGAAACAAUCAAGUUACGUCGUGGAGGGGCGUUGAAUUUUAAAUCACAUUAUGAGUACCUGUGUGCUCUUCAGGACACGGUGCCAUUGCAAGCAGUAAAAGCAAAUUUAAGUCAAGGUGCUUUGGACAUUAAUGGUGAUCGCAUCAAGCUUUCUGACUGGGAACCUAUUCUCAGCACAAUCAGUAUUAACAACCAUCUAUCCUUCCUUGCUGUUAGAAGUUAUCAUCAGCCAAGUGUUGGAGAAAUGGGUUAUGAACGACAUCGACAAUAUUUCAGAAAACGGAUAUCAGCUAUUCGGUCGAAAGAUUUGACAUUCAGACUCUGUAAGUCAGUUAGAGAUUGCCUGAGUGUUUCCAGGAGUUUGAAAACGCUUGAGCUGCAGGGAUUGCCAUUGAGGCACAGAGACCUUAUGGUAUUAUCAAAGGGUUUAUCCAAUUCAAAAUCAUUGGAUAAUCUUUUGUUAGCAUACUGUCCAAUAGGAGAUGAAGGACUGGAAAUCAUCUGUCAAAGUGUGAAGAAUUCUGCAACAAUCAAAACUGUAAACUUCACAGGCUGUAAUUUAACAUGGCGUGGAGCAGAACACAUGGCCAACAUAAUCAAGUACCAAACAACAAAAAGGCAUGGUGAGGUCUGGGCAGAGAGCCUUCGUUAUAGGCAUCCUGAUCUUGAUUGUAUGACUGGCUUGCGUCGCAUUACCGUAAGUUGUAAUGCAUUGAUUGGUGAUGAUGGAGCUAUUGCUUUUGCAGAUGCCCUUAAUGAUGACCUGUGGCUGAAAGCGCUUGAUUUGCAGCAGUGUGGAAUUUCUGAUAAAGGAGCCAAAGCUUUGCUAGAUGCUUUGCAAUCCAAUGCGGCGCUUGUCAUUCUGGAUGUUAGAAAAAACCCACUGAUUGAUCCUGUUUUAGCAAAAUCCAUUAUUGAAAAAAUAUUGGUGAAAACAAAGGAAGUGAAUUCUGAGUACAAGUGGUUAUCACCGAUAUCUUCCAGAAACCCUGCUAAACAAAAGUCACGAAGAAAAGCAAUAUUGCUGGGGCAUAACUUGAAAGGAAAAGCUACAAUCCGUAUUGGUAAAAUUUUAGGUGCAAGAAAACUUACAGCUGAUAGAAGGAAGAGUUCUCAUGUUCAUCCAGAUGCUAUCCCUGAACCACUGCCUCCAGGUGCAGAAGGAUAUGUGCCAUGGCGUACUGCUGCACGUGCUCAUAGAUUCAGGGGCUUUUCUCCAGACAUGCCACUGCACCAAAAGGAAAUGCAGGCUGGCAGCCAUGUGAAGGUAACCCUGGAGAGUGCAUCAUCUUCAGAAACUGAAGAGUCCAUCUUAACUAGAAAACCACCAGUGGAAAUGACUGGUGGAGAGUCAUCGGAAUCAAUUACAGUAAAGCAGUAUAAACGAUUAAAGAUGGAACUGGAGGAAUGUCGGUUGAGGCUAGAGGAACAGAAGAGAGCACGAACAAGGGCUGAUGCUAAAUUCAUGGAGCUUGAAAUUGAGAAUACUCGUCUGAGAAACAUCAACCUUUCUAUGUCUGAGACUCUCCAAACACAGUCAGUGACAAAUACCAUUCUUGAAGAUGAAGGCGUGCUGGAAAGCAUCGAAGCCUCUUUCCAGAAAUUUCAUGCAUUUUUAGAUCUCUUAAAAGAUGCUGGCCUUGGACAAUUGGCCACCAUAGCAGGAAUAGACCAAUCAGAUUUUGGACUUGUGGGACGACCUCAGUUUUCAUCUACCGGUGGCAAGGAUCAGAAAGAACAAGAUGUUUCAACUGGAGAUGUAUGGCCACUAAGAACACAGAUGGACAGGCUUAACAGUGAAAAUCAAGUCUGUUUUAAAGAAGGUGCAUCGGCAGUGAUCCCCAAGUGUUCCAAAAAUGGAUGUGUUCAGUUUGCCAAUGAGUCGGUUGAUUCGAGAUUCGUUAAUCUGCAUUCAAGCCACUCCAGCUGUGGGGAUGAAGUUGCUGCUAGAUCUUCAUGUUCAAAUGGACCAGGAAACCACAGUGAUAGAACAAGGAAGCAGCCUACCUCAGGAAAAAAUGGACUACCCCAAAAGCAACUAGCUUCUCAUCAUUCGGGAAUAUGCCCAACCCAUUCGGUAAAGGGCCAGUUCGACGCUGGCACAGAUAGUCAAGAAGAGUUAUAAUAGAAGGAAAUUUCAUACAUUUGUUGAUGAGAUCAACAAAAUAAGCUUGCAAUCAUGCCUCCUUUACUCCCAAAAAAGGAGGAUAAAAUAAGCAAAAUACUGAUUAUAAAUAGUGUAUGCAAAUAGAUACAUGUAUUAUGAAAUGUUUCUCAAUCUGAAAGUUGAAACUAUCUGCUCAAAUUUGGAGGGAGAGGGAACUUCAAAACAGAUUACAUUGAGCAGUGGAUUACACGUAUGGGUUGUUGCUUUCAUGAGAAAAGGCACCUUCGUUGAUCACUGAAGAUUUAAUUGUCUAGGACUGACGCACAAUAGUAUUCACUUGUGAAAUUUUUUUUACUAUUGAUGUAAACAAUUAAGUAACAGAAGACCAAUUAUAGAGCACACAGUAUCUUCCUUUACCCUUCCUUUCUCUUUAUCCCUCCAAACAUUUAACAAAUAUAUUUUAGUCCGUGUUAUCAAUUUUUCAGGAUUUCUGAUCAUAAACAAUUGCCCUUUGCAUGUGUAGUAGUAUGUUCAGAAUCUACCAUUGUAAUAUAUUCUUGGGAAUUUGUGUAACCCAUGGGUCAAUUUGCCUUCUAGUCAAAGAUAUGAAUCAUCUAUUCUUUUAAAAAAAACACAGAAAAUUGGCCCUUCUGCCUUGAAAUUGUACUGUACAAGUAAUGCAUUAUAUUUUUUAAAUUAUUUCUUUAAGCAUUAUUUUACACAUUCAUCAGAAUCUGUGAAUUACACUAAUGCAGUUUUGUAUUAAAUGUGCUAUUACCUACUUAUAUAUUAUGAAUUUGAUGUAAUCCAGGCUGCUGUUUGUUCCAUUAAUCUGCGCUUUAUCAAAAAGAAUUGAAAGCUACAUUUGUACAAUUCCAAAUUAAUUUUUGCUAGUCUUGUCUGUUACACACACAAAUUUCAUAAGUCAAAACAUUUUGCUAAAUUUCUCCUUGAUUUUGAAUUGGUAGUCGGUGAAGUAAAUGUUGAUUUUUGACAUGCAGGUUUUGAAUAGAUACUUACAGUAAAUUCACCAAUCUUCAUA
This is a messenger RNA of Callorhinchus milii (elephant shark), 3374 nucleotides long. It is a transcript of the gene cep78, whose product is annotated as centrosomal protein 78. Gene Ontology annotation, molecular function: protein binding. Lineage: Eukaryota; Metazoa; Chordata; Chondrichthyes; Chimaeriformes; Callorhinchidae. The record is from RefSeq and is a predicted model, not a curated record. The coding region runs from base 221 to 2350 and encodes 709 amino acids. Gene Ontology annotation, cellular component: centrosome. The transcript has 16 exons.